Messenger RNA from Bombus impatiens (common eastern bumble bee), 585 nucleotides. RefSeq lists its product as uncharacterized. The record is from RefSeq and is a predicted model, not a curated record. Bases 112 to 570 code for a protein of 152 amino acids. The transcript has 3 exons. NCBI's taxonomy places the organism in Eukaryota, Metazoa, Arthropoda, Insecta, Hymenoptera, Apidae.
UCACUUUCAACCUGUUUACCAUAAAAUCAAAUUAUCUUGUGGAAUAUUUAAAGUCGCGAGUAAUUAAAAUUAUCAGAAUCGAAUAAGACAGUAUAUAAUUGUGAAAGAAAUAUGAAUCGCCGACAAUUGGGAUUGUUAUUUUUAUCUACCUUAAUCGUUAUCAUUUCAGCGUUCUCUCAGAACAUUAAUGGACAAGAAUUGGCAUCGAGAUUAGAAAACAAAAAUGUGAUGAAUAUCGAGGAAAGGAAACUACUAACAGAAAAGGAUUUUUUGUACGUUGUACGUAACACGAAAACGACAGUGCCGUGUAUUUUGGCAAAUAUGUCAAUUAUCGUUACGAUCCCGUAUAAUAAUAACUCCAAUAAAAGCUUAAGUGUUCCAGUCAACGCUACAGUCGGUGGUCAUUGUUCAUCUGUAAUAUCAGAAAUGAAACUAAUUUGGAAAGAAACUAACACUGACAAAGAAAACACAAUUAAAUUUACAUUUAUCAACGACCAGGAAAAUUUCUCAAUUUUUUCUAUUGGACUCAAUAUAUACCCAAAAGAACAUAAUUCAAAGGGUAAAAUUUAGUGCUAAAUACCUCUU